CGUGGAUCUGUCGCCUAGCCGGCGUGAGGAGUAGCUGGUUAGCUAACUAGCUAGAUGGUGCUUCGCUUUUGCGGUACGCGGAACAGAGAUCGGAGAAGCCAAUAGUUAACGUUCAGAUAGUUAGUUAGUUAGAGUAGAUUCUGUGAGUUGCCAACAUGGCGCUGUACGAAUAUGUCACUCGGGACCAACUGUCGGGCUUCGACAAGUACAAGUACAGUGCAGUGGAUUCCAACCCCCUGUCAGUCUACGUCAUGCACCCCUUCUGGAACUCUGUCGUCAAGGUGAUGCCCAGAUGGUUAGCUCCUAACCUCAUCACCUUCACUGGUUUCAUGUUCCUGGUCUUCAACUUCCUCAUGCUGUCCUUCUACGACUACCACUUUGAUGCAUCCGCUGAAGGAUACACUCAUGUGCCAAGCUGGGUUUGGGUCGCUGCAGGACUUUUCAACUUCCUGGCGUAUACACUGGACGGUGUGGAUGGUAAGCAGGCGAGGCGUACUAACUCCUCCACACCACUGGGGGAGCUGUUUGACCAUGGCCUGGACAGCUGGGCCUGUGUGUUCUUCGUGGCCACCGUCUACUCCAUAUUUGGGCGUGGCCCGAGCGGUGUGGGCGUGGCCACGUUGUACUACAUCCUGUGGGUGGUCCUUUUCUCAUUCAUCCUGUCUCACUGGGAGAAAUACAACACAGGAAUCCUCUUCCUGCCCUGGGGCUAUGACAUCAGCCAAGUGACCAUCUCUAUAGUGUACAUCUUCACAGCGAUGGUUGGCGUGGAGACGUGGUAUGAACCAAUCUGGUGGAACUUCCACUACCGAGACCUCUUCACUUUCAUGAUCCUCGGUUGUUCGUUCACUGUGACCCUUCCCAUGAGCCUCUACAACGUCUUCAAGGCGUCUCGUAAUAACACUCUGAAACACAGCAGUAUGUACGAGGCCUUCCUCCCCUUCCUCUCUCCUGUCCUCCUCUGCCUCCUCUCCUCUGUCUGGGUGAUUUUCUCUCCAUCCGGCAUCCUCCAGCAGCAGCCCAGAGUCUUCUACCUCAUGGUGGGGACAGCCUUCGCUAAUGUCACAUGUAAGCUGAUCGUGUGCCAGAUGAGUAACACCCGUUGCCAACCGCUGAGCUGGCUGCUGGUUCCCAUGGCGACGGUGGUGUUGUUGGCGGUUACAGGGCUGGUUGCUAACGAGACGCUGUUGAUCUACGUGUGGACGGCCAUCGUCAUACUCACACACAUACACUACGGCGUGUCAGUGGUGAACCAGCUCAGCGAUCACUUCAACAUCUUUGCCUUCUCUCUGAUGAAGCCCAGCACUGACUGACAGGACCAGGGGCAAAUCGGCUUGCAGGGAGCAGAGGUUUAGACCCUCCUACCUCCCUCUGCAGCCAACCGACACUUCACUCUCAUUACCAUGGAAACACACCACUCCCCCCACGAGGAUUCUACCACCCAUCUGAUCUCUGACCCUCCGCCCUGGCACACACACACACCCCCCACCCCCUUCCUGCGCAGUGUCAGUUUGGGGGCUUCCCUCAGAACUUUGGGGGCGGCAUCCCGGGGCUCUUGGUUCCUUGGCUGCUGAUAGGUUGAGCUGAUGAGCCAAUGAGAUGUUGUUUCCUACGGAAAUAUUCUUUAGCCGGGAGGACAGGAGCCCAGACCACACACACACUGCUUACAGACACACUUAGACACACUUACACAAACGCCACAGUUGUUCCUUUAAACACACACACACACUCUUAUGAAUGUUCAGUAUGUUAUUGCCUUGGGGAAAUGUCAUUUCAGUUAGUUAGUUUGACAGACAGGUCUGACCCACCCCUGACCUCUCGUUUGACAGACAGGUCUGACCCACCCCUGACCUCUAGUUUGACAGACAGCUCUGCUCCACUCCUGACCUCUAACCCCUGACCUCAUCUGAAUCGUGCGGUCGGUCCGUCAGUUGGUGUGUCAUGGUUCUAUCAAGGGUAUGAAGGCGGAGUCUCAGCUGUCUUCUGAUUGGAGUGUUGAGGGGAAGUGAAACUGUCUGUCUUUAUAUGGCAACAUGAUUAUUAAAAUGGGGUUUUGUUUUUUUAUUUAGAGAAAGAACUGAACAAAGAGAAUAUUAUUAUGAUCUAAAAAUACUCCGCUAAUUCAGCUGAGGUGUGUGUGAAACAUGCUCUCACACACGUGCGCACUACACACAUGCUUGGUGAUGACAGUUGGUAGUCUGAGUUAACUGUGAGGCCAGUUCUGACCAAUCAGGGCCCUUUGGGGGGUGAGACAGAGGGUGGAAACACUCAAUCAUGGACCUCGCUCAGCGCUGACCCCAGGAUGACCCCUGAGCUGUGAACUGUAGUGACCUCUGUAGUCUGAACUCUGACCUCCAGAAUCCUCCCACACCUGAGGUGUCGUCGUGGCAAAAGGCCGAUUCGUGCUCGAGUUCUUUUUUUUUUUUUUGAAUUAUUUUUCAUUUGAUUUCCUCUCUGUUAAUCUCUCAUAGCUGGGGUGUUUGUGUGUGUGUGUGUGUGUGUUGGUAGCAGCAGCGCUUGAAUGAAGAGUGUGUCUGAAAACCGCCAGCGGAGCGACUCACUCUGAGGGAACAGGCUGCCAUGACCACAACCCCAUGAGAUAUACCUGUCACUGUCUGUACUGUCACACCUGUAUUACUGUAACACCUGGUAUACACCUGUAACACUGUC
Molecule: messenger RNA, 2670 nt
Organism: Oncorhynchus keta (chum salmon)
Lineage: Eukaryota; Metazoa; Chordata; Actinopteri; Salmoniformes; Salmonidae
Gene: selenoi
Product: selenoprotein I
Exons: 10
Biological process (GO): phosphatidylethanolamine biosynthetic process
Cellular component (GO): endoplasmic reticulum membrane; Golgi apparatus
Molecular function (GO): ethanolaminephosphotransferase activity
Source: RefSeq, a predicted model, not a curated record